Tilletiaria anomala UBC 951 is the source of this 3270-nucleotide messenger RNA. RefSeq lists its product as uncharacterized. The record is from RefSeq and is a predicted model, not a curated record. Gene Ontology annotation, molecular function: transmembrane transporter activity. Lineage: Eukaryota; Fungi; Basidiomycota; Exobasidiomycetes; Georgefischeriales; Tilletiariaceae. Gene Ontology annotation, cellular component: membrane. The coding region runs from base 266 to 3082 and encodes 938 amino acids. Gene Ontology annotation, biological process: transmembrane transport. The transcript is spliced from 4 exons.
CCCACAUAUACCAACCGCAUCAGCCAACAAGCAGGCGAGGUGUAAGCGCACGGAGGGCUAGCCGCACAGGGGCGUCGACUCGUAAGCAUAGCUGCUGCGCUUUCCAAUCCACUGCCGCUUCUACUGGCCCCCUCUCGCAACUGCCAUUCACUUCGCCUCGCCCGUCGCUGCCACGUCGAUGCAGCGCUCCUCGUCACAACACUAGCACCAGCACCGCUCGGCCCAAGCUGCAGCUGCUGCAGUAGGCCCUCAACCUCCAGCGUCCAUGAAUGACCGAACCACGGCGGCGCGCGCUGCUGGCAGCCUCGGCGAUUUCGGCGCCCUCCACGAUGUUGAUUCGUACGGGCCCAUCGCGACAGAUCCGCCCUACCACGGGGGCCGCCAUGGCCAGCAAAAGGCUCAAAGUGCCAGUGAAGGAUACCGAGACGGCGCUGUUAUGUAUGUAGACGGUGAGGCCACAUGCAGCCACGAGGGGGACGGCGAAGGCAAGAUGUCUGCCGAUCGACCAGCACAGCAAUUGCAGAGACACGCACAGCACGGCAAUCGGAAGCGAGGGCAACCUGACGAGGUAGCACAAGAAGACGACGAUGCAGACCCAGACGGAGACGGAGAUGGAGACAAUGAAGACGAUCACCUCGCCUGGAGCAAGGAUCAGCCCUGGUGGAAACGCCCCUCGGACAAGUGGCUUCGACCUUUUGCGUUUCUGAUCGCGGCAGCUUCGGGCAUGGCGAUACCCCCGAAGCUCGAGUUCUACGACCAGAUCGCAUGCGAGGAGAUCUACUUUCGCAACCACACCGCAUGGGACUUUCCAGCACAACGUCCUGUCCUGCUGGGCAACAGCGCCGAGUCGAUAUCGACGUCAUAUCAUGUGUCUCCUUCCGACACCGGCGCGAUCUCUUCCAUCUGGAGCGGGGCGGGUCCGCUAGCUGGAGACAGCUUGACGGCAAUAGCGAUGCCGGAGCAACUGGUCCUGAGGUACGUGCCCAACCUCAAUGCCAUUGGUAUCAGCUCAGACGACAAUAAUAGCAGCACAAACGACGAUGGUGAGGCCGAUAGCAUGGGCGCAGAUCCAGCUGACACGGCACCCAAGGUGCCAAACGGACCGACAAACGAUGACCUGUGCCACUCCGCGCUGGUGCUGGCCGAGUCUGCCAACCUACAGAUGCGCCUCACUGUCGUCACCGGCCUACUCUCCGUCCUGACGACCGGCUGGUGGGCAGGGCAGUCGGAUCGGCGCGGCCGCACGUGGAUCCUGCGCACAUCCAUCGUGGGGAUCGUCCUCAACGAUGUCGUCAUUCUGAUCACCGCUCACUUUCAGCGGCGCUACUUGCCAUUCGGUAACAACUUCCUCCUCCUCGGCGCAAUCUUCGAGGGCUGCGUCGGCGGGAUGCCUACGCUCGCCGCUGCGCAUCAGGCGUACAUCGCCGACGCGACGCCGAGCGGCACGCGCGCACAAGUGUUCAGCUUUUUCACGGGUCUGUUCUUUGCCGGCUUUGCGCUCGGCCCCACGCUCGGCGGAUACCUCGUCGCGCGCACGGGCAACCUCAUGUCCGCAUUCUACGUCGCCACCGCCGCGCACGUGCUUUACAUGCUCUUCGCCGGCUUCAUCCUCCCCGAGAGCAGCAGUGCUGAGGCGCGCGCCAAGGCCAACCGCGAGCGUGCUAGGGCCAAGACGCUGCGCGCCGAGCGUUGGGAGCAGAUGUGCAAGGGCGCACGUUUUCGCACAAAGGUCUGGGCCGCCAUCAAGGAGGCGUUGCAGGGGCCGCUCGAACCGCUCAAGAUGCUCCUGCCGCGUCCUAUCAACGAGGACCCUACUGUCGACAACAAUGACGGCGCCCACAGAGGAAGCAACGACGGCAGCGCAUCCGCGAGGCGAAAGCGCUCGACGCAGAACAUGCGCGCGGCGGCCAACGGCAACGAUGAAGCCUCCGCAUCAUUCAUCUCCGUCUCGCACAUCUCUCGAAAGAGACGCUACGAUAUCAAUCUCAGCCUGCUCUCCCUCUCGUACUUUUUCGAGACGAUGGUCAUCGGCAUCAUGACGAACAAGAUGUUGUACGCUCAGCACAUGUUUGGCUGGGGUCCACAAGAAGUAGGAACAUUCAUGACGCUCGGUAGCGUCAGUCGCGUCUUUGCCCUGAUCCUCUUCCUGCCGCUCAUCAUCAAGUUCGUGCACCGUCCCAAGAAGCGACUCAACCUGCCGCAAGACGCGGAUCAUUCCGGUCGGGAUCUACUCGACCAACACGGUCGACCAAAAACGCCUGUCACGCCUUCUACGCAUGCAAUGCCGGUCCCUACUACAGAUGGCGACGCUUCACUCACUGGUGCGGCGGUGGAUAGCGCAGGAUUUGACUGCAGCGACGAAGGUGACCGAGAAGGCGAUGAAGUAACAGAAGAGCUCCUCAUGAAAUCAUGGACGGACCACGAUAAGAGCGUCGAGGAGCUCUGGACGCUGCGCGCCAAGCAUCUGCGCAUGAUCCACGACUCGAAGUUCGACCUUCGCCUCGCGCGCGCUAGCGUGCUCAUCAUGCUGACUACGUACGCCGCAAUUCCGUUCGCACAGAGCGGCUUGAGCUACAUCGUCAUCACCUGCCUUACCAGCUUAGGCAGCGGAGGUAGUGCGGCGAUGAGCAGUCUGUCCCUGGCCCUGCUAUCGAGCCCUAGGGACGCAGGCAAGUUAUUCGGAGCGUGGAGCGUCAUGAGCGCCGUCGGUCAGACCAUCCUCGGACCGUUCUUGUUCACAUGGCUCUUCAGGAACACCGUCAAGACCUCCGCGCCUUAUGCCAUCUUCCUUCUAGCUUGCGUCAUGUUUGGGAUCUCAUUCUUCCUCCUGAUGCUCGUACGCGUCCGCAAAACGCGUUCCCUGCCCGCUCUCCCCCCUCGACCGCAGUCUCGUCCGGUCUCCACGGCUUUGUCGCCUGGAACUGCGCAAAUAUCUCUCAGCACUGCUGAAAGCCGCGAGCCUGCUUCCCGCCAUUCCACGCUUCGCCCCUUGAGCAGCUCGCUAAAUAAGAUAAGAAUGAAGGCCCCCAGGCUAAACACCACCUUCUCAGACAAUCAGGACGCUCCCGAAUCUGGACCAUAGAAGGGUAGCAGUCACAACAUAUGCUCGAAUACAUCAACCUGCUCGGACCCUAGUUACGCUACCAGGAAGAAACAGUUUGUCAUACUCGACUGUAUCUUCCUGCUGGCAAAGUGUAUAAUACGGACAUCAACUUUUGAUGGUAGCUUUCUAGCAUUACAUACAGUAAGGCAUAAUGGAUGCGCACACGU